Ochotona princeps (American pika) is the source of this 1199-nucleotide messenger RNA. RefSeq names its product RFNG O-fucosylpeptide 3-beta-N-acetylglucosaminyltransferase (gene RFNG). Bases 28 to 969 code for a protein of 313 amino acids. Gene Ontology annotation, molecular function: O-fucosylpeptide 3-beta-N-acetylglucosaminyltransferase activity. The record is from RefSeq and is a predicted model, not a curated record. Gene Ontology annotation, cellular component: Golgi membrane. The transcript has 8 exons. Gene Ontology annotation, biological process: regulation of Notch signaling pathway; pattern specification process. NCBI's taxonomy places the organism in Eukaryota, Metazoa, Chordata, Mammalia, Lagomorpha, Ochotonidae.
CGCCGUUAAAGGGGCCGCGGCCUCCGCAUGGGCCGCGCGCUUUGCCGGGGCUGCGUGGCCCUGGCCGCGCUGGCCGCCCUGCUGCUGCUGCCCCGGCCCCGCGCCCCGCCGGCCGCCCGCCGCCCCGCGCCCCGCCUGCACCCCGAGGACGUCUUCAUCGCCGUCAAGACCACCCGGCGCAACCACGCAGGCCGCCUGCGGCUGCUGCUGCGGACCUGGAUCUCCAGGGCACGGCCGCAGACCUUCAUCUUCACCGAUGGCGACGACCCCGAGCUCCAGAGGCAGGCAGGUGACCGUGUCAUCAACACCAACUGCUCGGCCGUGCGCACCCGCCAGGCAUUGUGCUGCAAGAUGGCGGUGGAGUACGACAAGUUCCUGGAGUCGGGGCGCAAGUGGUUCUGUCAUGUGGACGAUGACAACUACGUGAACCCAGAGGGUCUGCUACGCUUGCUGGCCUCCUUCUCCCCCAGUCAGGACAUCUACCUGGGGCGGCCCAGCCUGGACCACCCCAUCGAGGCCACCGAGAGGGCCCAGGGGGGUGGCACGGUGACCACGGUCAAGUUCUGGUUCGCCACUGGAGGAGCCGGCUUCUGCCUCAGCAGGGGCCUCGCCCUUAAGAUGAGCCCCUGGGCCAGCCUGGGCAGCUUCAUGAACACAGCCGAGCGGGUGCGGCUGCCGGAUGACUGCACGGUGGGCUACAUCGUGGAGGGGCUGCUGGGAGCACGCCUCACCCACAGCCUCCUCUUCCACUCCCACCUGGAGAACCUGUGGAGGCUGCCCCCCGACGCCCUGCCUCAGCAGGUCACCCUGAGCUACGGGGGCCCCGAGAACCCACACAACGUGGUGAACGUGGCUGGGGGCUUCAGCCUGCAGCAGGACCCCACGAGGUUCCAGUCUGUCCACUGCCUGCUCUACCCGGACACAGACUGGUGUCCCCGCCAGCCCCAGCUCAGCCUCGUGUCUCAGUGACCCUGGCCGUGGCCUCCCCCCAGCCUCUGUGGGCUCACUGAGCUGCCAGGCCUGCGGCCCCACGCUCCGCUCCCCGGCGGGCUCCCUGGACGGCAAGACAGUGGGCGCUGGGCGCCACCACCCCAAGACCUAGAGAAGGCUAGGCCGCCAGGGCGCUGGCCGCUGCCCCCACAGCCCAGCCCCACAUCCCAGCUGUGCCUCAGGCAGGCCCUGGGGGCCGGCCUCACCAU